Molecule: messenger RNA, 2324 nt
Organism: Helicoverpa armigera (cotton bollworm)
Lineage: Eukaryota; Metazoa; Arthropoda; Insecta; Lepidoptera; Noctuidae
Product: protein amalgam
Exons: 10
Coding region: 176-1369 (397 amino acids)
Cellular component (GO): neuron projection
Source: RefSeq, a predicted model, not a curated record
GGCCCCGUCAGAACAGUUGCCCCUAGAUCGCCGCUCCGAAUCAAACCCGAGCGAACAUCGUGCCCGCCGCCGCUAACGCGUUCCAAUUACGAAAACUUUUUGAAAAAUGCGCCGUUCUAGAAUUUGGAACGUUUUUUGAAUUGAGUUGGUUUUGUCGUUGUUUUUGUUUGUGAAGAUGAGUUGGUUGAAGAACUUUGUGAUGAAGUGGCCUCAGUUGCUUGUACUCGGAGUUUCAGUGUUGUUUCGAUGUACGGAUUCUGUCGAUCUGCCGCGGUUCGUGGGGCCGGGCUCCAACGUCACGGUGGCAGUCGGCAGGGACGCGGCGCUUACCUGUAGAGUUGAUAAUUUACAGUCAUUCAAAGUGGCGUGGCUCCGAGUGGACACGCAAACCAUCCUCACAAUAGCAGCCCACGUGAUCACGAAGAACCAUCGUGUCAGCGUCAGCCACGGAGACGGCGCGUGGACGCUCACGCUCAAGGAGAUCGGCCCGGCUGAUGGCGGCCGAUACAUGUGUCAAGUGAACACCGAGCCGAUGAUGAGCCAGACACAUCUACUGCAAGUCGUUGUUCCUCCGGACAUCGAUGACGAUGCCAGCAGUGGUGAGGUGCUGGUCAAAGAAGGCGAGAACGCGGCGCUCCGGUGCGUCGCGUCUGGCACUCCGCCGCCCAACAUAGCCUGGAGGAGAGAAGACUCCAGGCAUUUCAAGAUUGACAACCAAACGUUGGUGUCAAAAUGGAGCGGGCCCUGGUUAAACCUGACGGCCGUCGAGCGAGUGUUGUCAGGCGCGUACCUCUGUAUCGCCACGAACGGCGUGCCUCCGUCAGUGAGCAAGAGGAUCCAGAUUAAUGUGAUAUUUGCCCCAUCAGUAUGGGCAGGCAGGGUCGCCAUAAGGGCCCCAUCAGGCAGCGCCGUCACCCUGCAGUGCACCGCCGAAGCGUUCCCCGUGCCGCAAGUGCACUGGACGCUCAAUGGGGAACAGCGGCUUGUCAACGGCACUAAACAUAGACUAAGCAUGACGUCCCGCGGCUACCGGCACACGGUGAGCCUCAUGGUGACGGAGAUGUCGCGGGAAGACGCGGGCGCAUACCGCUGUCAUGUGGAGAACACGCAGGGGAGGGCGCAGGCUGAACUGUUUCUACAUUUACUAACCACAACAACUACGACGACUACGACUACUACAACAACUACGACGACGACUACGACAACAACUACACUGCCGCCGCCGACAACUACGCUGUUACCAUAUGACACAGAGAGACAUUUGGAGCAGCUGCACCGCGGGGUGCUAGAAGACCCUGGUCUGGAUAACCCAUACAUUGUGCUCAGCCAACACCAAAUGCAGAAUCUUGAAAUGGUGACGACAAUGUGACCUCCGGCCGGUGCGCGCGGGCCGUGGGCGGAGGGCUGGCCGCCGCUGCACGACGCCGCGCGCGCCGCCGCGCCGGGAGAGCUGGUGCUGCUCGCAGUGCUACUGUUGGCGUGACACUGCACACACGUAUAAGUACACAUGAGGUUGUUAUCACACGUGCUGUGUGUAUACUGAUAUUAGGUAACGUAAAAGACAAGACGAGAGUACUAAUUUUGUAUUUGGUGUUCACUGAUAUCAAAAGAAUGCGUUCAGAUUAAAACUUUUUCUAGUUUUAUCAGCAUGUGUAUAUAUUUUUACCCCCUAAUAUUUUUAACCUUUAUAUGCUCGGAUUUGCUAAAGCAAUUAGGUGCGCGACACUUUCGGGGCUUCUGACAAAUGACAUGGGUUAGCUAUAUCUCGCUGAAUUUGGUAAUUUGUAUAGAUUCGUGCUUAUACGCACUUAACGCUCGUAUAAACUAGGAAUUCGGUAAAAAACGAUAGAAUAAUCACCUAGUUUGAAACCUUCCGGUUCCGGUGUCAAACAGUAAACACCUAUUGUUGUUGCUCUCUCAAAACUAAUCAAUUUAUACAGCCAAAUUGCCGGCUGUAAGUCUAAAACUGCCAUCAACAUUGAAUACAGUGACGAAUUCAAGUAGUGCAUACAAGUUGGAGGCACGAAGCGCAAAAAACAAGCCAAAUAUCCCUCGAAACACACAGGCAAAUAGGUUAGAAAAAAAGUGUCGUCAUUCCUUCAAGGAGACAGCUGACAGAUUUCAACCAAUCACAACCCUGGUCAUAGACACUGCAGAUCAUAUCGUUCUGAGGUUGGUAGUUCUGAACCCGUGCUGUCAAAAAUAACCCAGGGCUGUCAUCUGCAAUUGGUGUUGCCAACUAAAAUCAAGUGUUACCAACUCAGAACGAGUGUUGCCAACUAAAAGUAAGUGCUGCCAACUACGAAUUAGUGUUGCAAUUUUAG